AACAGAAGCUGCGCCACCGGAGCGUCCUUCUUUUUAUGGUUAAAAUCUAGAAGAGAAAGGUUAUAGUCGUAACAAUACGCAGAAAUGCCACCGAAAAGAGGUAAAGUACAAAAGGAAGAAGUGCAGGUCUCUCUUGGGCCUCAACUUCGUGAAGGAGAAGUCGUAUUCGGAGUAGCUCACAUCUUCGCCAGCUUCAAUGACACAUUUGUACAUGUUACCGAUUUGUCGGGCAGGGAAACAAUUGCUAGAGUUACUGGUGGCAUGAAGGUAAAAGCAGAUCGUGAUGAAGCCUCACCCUACGCAGCUAUGCUUGCAGCUCAGGAUGUUGCAGAAAAAUGUAAAUCGUUGGGCAUUACAGCACUGCACAUCAAAUUGAGAGCUACGGGAGGCAAUAAAACAAAGACUCCUGGCCCAGGUGCACAAUCUGCUCUGCGCGCUUUAGCUCGAUCGAGCAUGAAAAUUGGUCGCAUUGAAGAUGUUACUCCUAUUCCAUCAGAUUCUACUCGUAGGAAGGGAGGUCGUCGUGGACGUAGGCUGUAAACUGUUCUUAUGGCCUUCUGUAUGGGGUUUAUUAUCUUACAAUAAAUGUAUUUAAAAAACAAGAAA
Molecule: messenger RNA, 606 nt
Organism: Cyphomyrmex costatus
Lineage: Eukaryota; Metazoa; Arthropoda; Insecta; Hymenoptera; Formicidae
Gene: Rps14
Product: ribosomal protein S14
Exons: 4
Coding region: 85-540 (151 amino acids)
Biological process (GO): translation
Cellular component (GO): ribosome
Molecular function (GO): structural constituent of ribosome
Source: RefSeq, a predicted model, not a curated record